This is a messenger RNA of Apis dorsata (giant honeybee), 1463 nucleotides long. It is a transcript of the gene Septin4, whose product is annotated as septin-2. Gene Ontology annotation, molecular function: GTP binding; molecular adaptor activity; GTPase activity. Bases 239 to 1414 code for a protein of 391 amino acids. The record is from RefSeq and is a predicted model, not a curated record. Gene Ontology annotation, cellular component: septin ring; cell division site; septin complex. The transcript has 9 exons. Lineage: Eukaryota; Metazoa; Arthropoda; Insecta; Hymenoptera; Apidae. Gene Ontology annotation, biological process: cytoskeleton-dependent cytokinesis; regulation of exocytosis.
UUAUCCCGAUAUCCAGAAAAAGAAAUUCGAACGUGCCGAAUAAGCAGGAAACUAGAAACUGAACUUAUAAACAUGUUAUUGAUCGGUGACCACUAGUGCGCCAGCGCAGCGCAAUCCUAAGGGCAAAACAGUAGCAAUCUACCCUCAUUCACGUUUUGUGCAGUGUUCUUGUGUCGUUCCAUCGUCCAUUCGCUGCUUCUAGUUUGACACUUUCAAAGUGUCAUCGCGUGUGGCUAACAUGUCCGGUGACAGGGACUAUAUUGGAUUUGCAACAUUACCCGAACAAGUGCACAGAAAAUCGGUUAAAAGAGGAUUCGAGUUCACUCUGAUGGUGUUAGGAGAAAGUGGCCUUGGAAAAUCUACUUUAAUAAACAGUCUCUUCCUCGGAGAUCUUUACAAAGACCGACGAAUCCUUGAUGCAGCUGAACGCAUUGAAAAAACAACAACGAUAGAAAAGAAGACAAUGGACAUCGAAGAACGUGGAGUCAGGCUACGUCUAACGAUCGUUGAUACACCAGGAUUUGGCGAUGCAGUAAAUUGUGAUGACACUUGGAAAGCAUGUUCAGCCUAUAUCGACGAACAAUUUCGACAAUAUUUCACAGACGAAAGUGGAUUAAAUAGAAAGAAUAUUCAAGACAAUCGAGUACAUUGUUGCUUAUACUUUAUACCUCCUUAUGGUCACGGACUUAGACAAAUUGAUCUGGAAGUAUUGAAACGAUUACAUCGUAAAGUAAAUGUUGUCCCUGUAAUUGCAAAGGCGGACACAUUGACUACUUACGAAGUAAAAAAAUUAAAAGAACGAAUUCUUACUGACAUCGAAGAACACGAAAUUCAGAUAUAUCAAUUUCCGGAUUGUGAUAGCGAUGAAGAUGAAGAAUUUAAGCAACAAGACAAAGAGCUUAAAGCAUGCAUCCCGUUUGCUGUAGUCGGUAGUUCAACAGUGCUCGAAGUCGCGGGAAAGAAGGUUCGUGGUCGUCAAUAUCCUUGGGGAGUAGUAGAAGUGGAAAACCCGAAGCACAGUGAUUUCGUGAAAUUAAGGACAAUGCUGAUAUCUACACACAUGCAAGAUCUGAAAGACGUCACGCAAGAUGUACAUUAUGAGAAUUUCCGGGCACAAUGCAUUUCACAAAUUUCACAGCAAGCUAUUCGGGAACGGAGGUAUUUACGCAUUAAACUGAAAAGAGAUUCGGGUCCACACUUUGAAAACAGUAUAUCAGACACAGAUAGACUACUUUUGCAGAAAGACGAGGAGAUAAGAAGAAUGCAAGAUAUGCUUGCACAAAUGCAAGAAAAAUUAAAAGCUACAGGACAAGUUGGUCCAGGAAUUGGUCUCAGAGGAAGAGUCGGCAGUCUUGGAAAUGAUUUAGAUGCCACGGAUGUCGAAAAGAAACGCAACAGUAUUAUAGAUGUUUAAACUCUUAAUUAUAAUGCUAGCAUAUAUUAUUAUUGUUGUAAUUUCAUUA